Rhipicephalus microplus (southern cattle tick) is the source of this 366-nucleotide messenger RNA. RefSeq lists its product as uncharacterized. NCBI's taxonomy places the organism in Eukaryota, Metazoa, Arthropoda, Arachnida, Ixodida, Ixodidae. The record is from RefSeq and is a predicted model, not a curated record.
AUGAAAGGAGAUGAAAGAUUCAAUAGCGAUGCCAAGCCAGAGCGAGAGCCCAUGAAGGGAGAUGGAGGUUCGAUAGUGAUGCCAACCCUGAGCAACGGUCUAGGUACUGCCAUAUCAGGGUUGACAUCCGGCCUCAGUGCAUACGCAAACUCUCGUAUGAUGUACGGCGCCAUGCAAGGUGGCUACGGUGGCUAUGGGUAUGGCGGCUAUGGUGCUGCUGCUGCGAAUUCCGGCACUGCUGGCGCUGCUAGCGCUGCUAGCACUGCCAAUGCUACUGCCACUUCUGCUGACCUCGGCAAGCCUGAUGCUGUUAGCACACCUGCCUCUUCCACACCUGUUGAAAGUGCAGCAGCGGCUGCCAGCUAA